GGUAGGUUGUCUGAGCAACUUCCCCGGAAAAACACGGCUCUGGAAGGUGGGCAUUUCUGGAGUUUUCAUUAUGGGCAAACGCGGGAGCCGGAGCCAGAGCCAACUGCUCAACACCCUGACUAAAAAGCAGAAGAAACAUCUUCGGGAUUUCGGCGAGGAACAUCCCUUCUAUGACAGGGUUUCCAGAAAGGAACCAAAACCGCAGAUCUGUCAACUGUUGGAGAGUUCAGAUACUUCAGGUUCUGAAAGUGAAGCAGACAGUGAACCAGAACAAGUUUCAGGGUACCACAAACUACUUGCUACAUUAAAGAAUGUUUCUGAGGAAGAGGAAGAAGAAGAGGAAGAAGAAGAAGAGAGUGUUGUAGAUGAGGUAGAAAUGAACAGUGAAGAUGUUGAUGAUGAUGUCAGUGUGGAAGAAGAGACGGCAGCAGCAUCUACUGAAAUGCAGGAGAAUGUGGCCUUAUCUGCUGUCUCUGAGAGAAAAGAGGGUGAAGGGCUACUUGGCACAUCACAGCAAGAAUCACCUGAAGAGUUCACAGAUGCAAAACAUGAGUCACUGUUCAGCCUGGAAACCAAUUUUCUCGAAGAGGAAAAUAGAGGCAGCUGUUCUCUGAAAGCAUCACAAGAUCCAUUUCUAAAACAUGUGAACAAAGAACUGAAAGAAAAAGAAAUUCAGGCUGUUGCCACAAAUUCCAAAACUACUCACCAGCUGAAAUGGCCCACCCUGGGUCAGCUUGUUUUUUCAUCCAAGUGUCAGAAGUUGGAAACAUUUAAGCCCCCAAAGGACAUUGACUUAGAGACACUUCAUCUCCAGAAGCCUCUGGGAUCCAACUGGACCAAGACCAACAGCCAGUUUCUAUCUGGUCCCAAAAAAUCAAGUAGCCCCUUCACCUCCCUUCAGAAAGAACUCUUCUUAAUUAUGAAUUCGUACCAGGACCUGUUCUACCCAGAAAGGACUGCCCUGAAGAAUGGGGAAGAGAUCCGCCAUGUGUACUGCCUGCAUGUGCUGAAUCACGUCCUCAAAGCUAAUGCCCAAGUGCUUAGCAACAAUAGCAGACGCCGAAGCCAGAAACUUGGAGUGGGGGAUGAUGAUGAUUUCAGGGACCAAGGGCUUACAAGACCUAAGGUGUUGAUUGUGGUGCCUUUCCGCGAGGCUGCUUUACGGGUGGUGCAGCUCUUUAUCAGCCUCCUUGAAGGCGACAGCAAGAAGAAAAUAAUUGUGAGCAAUAAGAAGAGGUUUAAGGGAGAAUACGGUUCAGAUCCUGAGGAGAGACCACCCAACCUGAAGAGGCCUGAGGAUUAUGAAGCCGUAUUUGUUGGCAACAUUGAUGACCACUUUAGGAUUGGAGUUGCAGUACUUCAGAGGAGCAUCCGACUCUAUGCCCCCUUUUACUCCUCAGACAUCCUUAUUGCCUCCCCUCUGGGCUUAAGGACCAUCAUUGGUGGAGAAGGAGAAAAGAAGAGAGAUUUUGACUUUCUGUCUUCUAUUGAGCUUCUCAUCAUUGAUCAAGCUGACAUUUACCUGAUGCAGAACUGGGAGCAUGUACUGCAUUUGAUGAAUCACAUGAACUUACUGCCCUUGGACUCACAUGGGGUGGACUUUUCUCGAGUGCGGAUGUGGAGCCUCAAUAAUUGGUCCAAGUACUAUCGCCAGACACUGCUGUUUGGAGCCCUGCAGGAUGCCCAGAUCAAUUCAGUGUUCAACAAGUACUGCAUCAAUUUGCAAGGCCAGGUGGCCGUGAGGAACGUCCCGAUGACAGGCUCCAUCAGUCAUGUCCUGGUGCAGCUCCCACAUGUCUUUCAAAGGAUGGAAGCUGAAACCCUAGCUUCAGUGAUUGAUGCCAGGUUUAAUUUUUUUGUGAACAAGAUUCUGCCUCAGUAUCGUGAUGCAGUCAUGUCGCACACACUUAUCUACAUCCCCUCCUACUUUGACUUUGUGCGGCUCCGAAAUUAUUUCAAGAAGGAGGAACUGAACUUCACCCACAUCUGCGAGUACACCCAGAAGUCUGGUGUCUCCAGGGCUAGACACUUCUUCCUUCAAGGAGAGAAGCAGUUUCUGCUCCUCACAGAGCGCUUCCAUUUCUACAAAAGGUAUACAAUAAAAGGCAUCAGGAACCUGAUUUUCUAUGAACUGCCUACAUAUCCCCACUUUUACAGCGAAAUCUGUAACAUGCUGAAAGCCACCAACAGAGGAGAAGAAGCCACAUGGACCUGCACUGUCCUCUACUCCAAGUACGAUGCCCAGAGGCUGGCUGCUGUGGUUGGUGUGGAGCGGGCAGCACAGAUGCUUCAGUCUAACAAGAAUGUCCACCUCUUUAUCACUGGAGAAAAAUGAGAUUUUUUUUUGGACUGGAAAUGGUAUUUGGCAUGAUACAUAACAGUUGAUUUCUGCUCUUUGGACCCUGUUCUGAUUACAAAUACAGGAAAGGGAUUGAUACAGGCAAAGAGCACCAGGCAGUGUCAGUGUUACCUGAUACUUCUUUCUUUUCAGGUCAUGUGUCCCUGAAAAGUUAAAUGUAAACCAAAUUUUGGUAAAUCACAUGUUUUGGAGGUCAAGAGUAGACUGGAAGGACUCUGAGAAGUUCAUAAAAAGAAACUUAUAAUUCUGAAUCUUUUUGUGAAUCGUAAAUACUUUUAUUAUGAUUUUAUCUCUAAUUUAGUACAAUGGUAAGUUCUUUCAGAUUUGCAUAUUUGUUUGACACUUUCUUAAAGUAAGGCAUUCACACAGUUGCUGUGCAAACUGGUUUUGAGAAACUGGAAUAUUUCUUGCUGCUGAAUAUCUUGAUUUUAGAUUGCAGCAGGUUUUGCAAAACCGUUUUUCCCCUCAACCAAACUUUUUUGUUAAAGCUUAAAUAUUUUCUUUUAAUUCAGUCUAUAAAAGUAUUCAUUCACUGAUCUUUUUUAAAACUCAUAAUAGUGAAUGUUUUAAUUUAGUUAAAAAUACACACUUAAUACCACACAUUAUGUAAAAUCACAUUAAUUUCUACCCUAAUGUUUCAAGAAAUAAUUUUGUUCAAACUCUACGUCCUAUUCUCAAUAUCUUGUCUUCAUCAUUACUAUAGCCAUUUUUUUUUUGAGUCAUUGCAGAUAAAAAUGAAGAGGAAAUUGCACUUCUUUAAACAUUUUUAUUUUGAAACAUUCUCAAACAUACAAAAAAUUUACAAGUACAGAAUAAAGAUCUUUUUUUAAUUCUUGAACCAUUUCAGGGUAAGUUGUCAACCUGACAGGCCUAUUACCCUGAAUAUUUUAAUGUAUAUUUCCUGUAAACAAAGACAUUCUCCUACAUAACCAUCAAACAGCUAAUGCCAUUGAUACCUCAUUACCAGCUAAUCCUGGGACCCCAGUUAGGUUUUCCCAAAUGUCCAAAUAAUGUCCUUUUUGGCAAAAGGAUGCCGUUCAGAAUUACCUAUUGCCUUUAGUCGUCAUGUAUCUUUAGUCUCCUUUAUUUUGGAAUAAUGCCCCAGUUUUUCACUGGCUUUCAUAACCUUGGCACUUUUGAAGAUUACAGGUCAGUUAUUUUGUAGGUUGUCUCAUGAUGAGAUUCAAAGUAUGCAUCUUUGGCAUGAAUAUCACAGAAGUGAUACUGUAUCUUUAUCACUGCAUCCUAUCAGGUGGCACAGGAUUUCUGGUUUUUCCAUUACUGCUGAUACAGGCUUUGAUCAGUUGUUAAAGGUAGCGUUUGCCAGACUUUUCCACUCUUAAGUUACUCCUUUUCUCUUCUUUAUUAAUUUAUAUCAGUAUGGAUUCAUGGUUUUCUAUUCAAUGGGUCAUAAUCCACUACCAUCAUUAUUUAUUUAGAUGCAUACAUGCCCUCAGAUAUCACCAGUGGAAGCACUUCAUACUGGCUCUUGUGUCCUUUUGGCAUGUCCCCCUUAUACUUUAAGCAUUUCUGUACUUUGUGACACAAUAAAACAUUCCAGGUUCAUCUUGUA
Molecule: messenger RNA, 3932 nt
Organism: Choloepus didactylus (southern two-toed sloth)
Lineage: Eukaryota; Metazoa; Chordata; Mammalia; Pilosa; Megalonychidae
Gene: UTP25
Product: UTP25 small subunit processor component
Exons: 12
Coding region: 71-2335 (754 amino acids)
Biological process (GO): maturation of SSU-rRNA from tricistronic rRNA transcript (SSU-rRNA, 5.8S rRNA, LSU-rRNA)
Cellular component (GO): small-subunit processome; nucleolus
Molecular function (GO): rRNA binding; U3 snoRNA binding
Source: RefSeq, a predicted model, not a curated record